Molecule: messenger RNA, 1365 nt
Organism: Fraxinus pennsylvanica
Lineage: Eukaryota; Viridiplantae; Streptophyta; Magnoliopsida; Lamiales; Oleaceae
Source: the annotation of a GenBank genome assembly
AUGGGCGAGAGAUCGAGUAGGCCCACUAUCAAUGUUAAAAGCACAACCAACCCACUGAAGAGAAUCAAACAAAGAACUUCAAGCAGUUCUAGAUCUUCUAGACAAAACCCUUAUCACCAACACCAAGAUCAAGAAGAAGGAUGCUUCAACGUUUUCAUGGAUGAAGAAGACUUUUCUUCUUCUUCUUCAAGACACUAUCAUCCCUAUCAACAGCAGCAGACUUCAAACACUCCCACACCAACCACCACCACCAACACUAGCGGUGGCGCCACCACUCCAACUCAUCAUCAUCUUCCUAGUUAUGAUCAAUCGGCUGAUCAAUUCUCUUCCUCUUUUGAAAAUGACAUAAACCUAGAAUUUGCAUCAUCAUUCUCUGGCAAUAACAGCAAGUGGGCUUCUGAUAUCCUCCUUGAGACUGCAAAAGCCAUUGCUCAUAGGAACAGUGCUCGUGUUCAGCAGCUUAUGUGGAUGCUCAAUGAACUCAGUUCACCCUAUGGCGACAUCGAUCAAAGGAUUGCUUCUUACUUCCUACAAGCAUUAUUUAGCCGCAUGACCGACUCCGGUGAUCGUACUUAUCGCACUUUGAUCUCAGCUUCCCAGAAGAAUUGCUCUUUUGAAUCCACAAGAAAAAUGGUUUUGAAAUUCCAGGAGUGGCCUACUUUGCUUGAAGCCCUAGCCACUCGCACAGAUGAAACCCCUCACCUGCGACUGACGACGGUGGUGGCUGGAAAAGGUGGCGACACCACCGGAGGUGCGGCUGCAGUACAAAAGGUGAUGAAAGAGAUAGGAAGUCGGAUGGAAAAGUUUGCUAGACUUAUGGGUGUGCCCUUUAAUUUCAAUGUCAUACACCAUGCAGGUGCCUUACGUUCCGUUACAACACUCGGCAAUCGUAGGGACGUUUUGAUGUCCAUGUUUAGAAGAUUAUCACCUAGAAUUGUCACUAUUAUUGAAGAAGAAGCUGAUCUUGAUAUAGGUUCUGAUGGUUUUGAAUUUGUUAGGGGAUUUGAAGAAUGUUUAAGAUGGUUUAGAGUUUACUUUGAGGCAUUAGACGAAAGUUUCCCAAAAACAAGUAACGAACGUUUGAUGCUAGAGAGGGCCGCAGGGCGCGCGGUGGUUGACCUGUUGGCUUGCUCGCCGGCAGAGUCAAUCGAGCGGCGGGAGACUGCCACCCGCUGGUCAACUCGUCUACAUGCAGGGGGAUAUAGCCCAGUUUCAUUCAGUGAUGAGGUGUGUGAUGAUGUACGCGCUUUGUUGAGGAGGUACAGGGAGGGUUGGUCAAUGGCACAGAGCUCAGAUUCGGCCGGAAUAUUCCUUUCGUGGAAGGAUCAGCCAGUGGUGUGGGCUAGCGCAUGGAGGCCGGUUUGA